AUGUCCGACACGCAGGAGUCCGAUUUUAUACCCAUCCAGACUGUCAAGGCGUGGAUGAACGCCUCCGUUGUGAUGGCGAAUAAAGAUCUUAUGACGAAGAGCUGUCAGAUCUGCAAGGAGUUCGUAUGUAGGUUGUGUGUUCACUGCAAUAGUAAGCAUCCCCUUGAAGAGGAUUGCACCGUCUCGCACGGGGCUUGCGGGCAUUACUUCCACACCCAUUGCAUUGACCCGUGGCUUUUAAAAGGUCAGUCUAGAUGCCCCUCCUGCGAUAAGGCCUGGGAGAAGGAACGGGUGAUCACCAUUUGAAUGUAUCGAUCCUACCGAAUGCAUGUGGGAUAUGUUUCUUUAAUCGUUUUUUUUUUUUAGUAUGAAUAAAGGAUUGUGGCUGAAGUGCAUACGAACGCGUGAGAGGCUGAUGGGAUGCACACGAGAGGUGCCACAUUGCUCCAGUGGCGUUCGGCUUGAAGCUGUGGAUAGUGUUGAUUGUGUUGCUGCAGUCCCUUGCUAUUUGCUUAUUCAAUUCGUUUUGAGAUUUUUCUAUUUCUAUUCAACCUGCUUUUUACCAUGCAUCAAAAAACCUCUUAAA
Molecule: messenger RNA, 586 nt
Organism: Phytomonas sp. EM1
Lineage: Eukaryota; Euglenozoa; Kinetoplastea; Trypanosomatida; Trypanosomatidae
Source: the annotation of a GenBank genome assembly